AUGCAAAGCAGUUGGUAUUGGAAGAAGAUUGUGGCUGUCAAAGAGAAAUUUAAAAGUUUUAUUAAUGCUGGCCAAUUUACUCAACUUGAUUACAGUAUAAAAAAGGGGUACUUGCUGCUGUGUCCUCCUCAAACUCGGGUUUCAUGGAGCAAUGAGAUUUGGGGGAGACUUAACGUUCCAAACCACAGUGUCAUACUGUGGUUGACCAGGCUGGAUAGAUUGAAAGCAAAGCAGAGACUUCAUAAAAUUCGAGUGAUUCCUGAUAGCAGCUGUUUAUUAUGUGGGCAAAGUGAAGAGAAUAUUGAGCACUUAUUUUUUAAGUGCCCUUUCAGUAACAGGUGUAUAAAAAGUCUCAAAGAGAAGCUGGGAUGGAGAGUUAAAACAGAGGCCAUUUAUCCCUUGCUAAGAUGGAUUUCGAAGGCUAAAGUAAGCAGGUUCAAGAAGCAAGUCCUUGCUGCCUUUGUUGCUGCUGGUGUGUACCAGGUUUGGAAAACCCGAAAUGAAGUGCUGUGGUUUCAAUAG
This is a messenger RNA of Humulus lupulus (European hop), 522 nucleotides long. RefSeq lists its product as uncharacterized. The transcript has a single exon. Lineage: Eukaryota; Viridiplantae; Streptophyta; Magnoliopsida; Rosales; Cannabaceae. Bases 1 to 522 code for a protein of 173 amino acids. The record is from RefSeq and is a predicted model, not a curated record.